AUGCAGUGCACCCUUCUCCUUGUGAAUAAGGAGGUGUUCUUUUGCCACAGAAGCAGGGAUGGGGGACCCUGCUUGGUACACUGUAACGCCACCGAAUUGGUGAGCAAUGCUUUAAUUCAUAUUGGAUCAGAAAAGGAGACUUUUUUAAGUUGUCAGGGGCCAAUGGACCCCAGUCAACACACAAUGGGGGCAUUUGCUCCCAGAUUGGCUGCGGACUCUCUUGCUUCUACACGUCCUUUGUUGGUGGUGCCUGUGAAAUGUAGUUUUUCCUUGUUUGCAAACCCAUGGACAGGUGUUCUGUCCUUUGCAGAAGCAACAAUAGGCCCCCAUGCUCUGGGAUGCCUUGAACAGCCAGGAAACCCGUUUUCCUUCUGGUUUGUAUGA
Ostreobium quekettii is the source of this 384-nucleotide messenger RNA. The record is from the annotation of a GenBank genome assembly. NCBI's taxonomy places the organism in Eukaryota, Viridiplantae, Chlorophyta, Ulvophyceae, Bryopsidales, Ostreobiaceae.